CAAAGCAUAUCGGAAGUCAAAAACCGGAAGUGUCCUUGGGGCUCGCUUCACAGUAUUCGCAGAUUCGGUUGUGUUCGAUCAGAUACUUUGAUAAAAAACUGUCUUUGGCGCGGUUCGUUUGGCCUGUGAUUUUAGGGAUCUGUGUUGUAGAAGCAGUCCUGACGCAUCAUGACAUCAAACAGACAUGCUAGUAAUCAACCUGCUGAAUGCGGCUCCAACGCGGACCUGAAGACACACUUUCGUGUUUGUAGGUUCAUCAUGGAAACAGGAGUCAAACUCGGGAUGCAUUCGGUCCCCGUAGCAACGGCGUGUGCACUGUACCAUCGUUUCUUCCAGUCCGCCAGCUUACGGGUGUACGAGCCCUACCUGGUGGCCAUGUCGGCUAUCUACCUGGCCGGAAAAGUGGAGGAACAGCACCUGAGAACGCGUGACAUCAUCAAUGUCUGUCACAGGUACAUGCACAUGGACAGUGAGCCUCUGGAGCUGAACACUCAGUUCUGGGAGCUGAGAGACAGCGUUGUCCAGUGUGAGCUCCUGGUUCUGCGGCAGCUGAACUUCCAGGUGUCCUUCCAGCACCCCCACAAGUACCUGCUGCACUACCUGCUGUCGCUGAAGGCACUGCUGAACCGGCACAGCUGGUCCCGCACGCCCGUGUGCGAGACGGCCUGGGCCCUGCUGAGGGACAGCUACCACGGGCCCCUGUGCGUGCAGCACCGGCCCCAGCACCUGGCCCUGGCGGUGCUGUGCCUGGCCCUGCACGCCUACGGCCUGGAGAUCCCCGCCGGGGAGGGCGAGUGGUGGCAGGUGUUUUGUGAAGACGUCACAAAGCCCAUUAUUGAGACGAUCAUCUCUGAGCUCCUGGAGCUGUACGACAUGGAAGCCAAGUGCACCUGAUGCCCAAAGACCAACAGGAAGGAGAGAAGAGUUGUUUCUCUUUGAGAGCUCGACCAGGAAGUGGUCUGCUUGUGCCUAAAAGUGCAGUUGGUAACCAAGUUGUACAAGAUUUCAAGAUGACGUUCGGUGCAGGACAACAAAAACAAUAAAAUGUGCAACACAGGAAAGUCAAGUCAGUACUGGCGUAUCGGACUAUAUGAAGGACGACACAAGACUUCUCAUUACAGCCACCUAGUGGUGUGUGAGAUUCUGCAUCCAGCGGCUACAUGCAUGUAGCUUAGCGUGUCCUCUGCGUGUGUAAACGGAGUCAGACGCGGGGAAGAUUUUGGAGGUGUCUCGGGUGGACUGCAGAAGAAAGGGGCUCCUAUUACCCUCUUUCUGAUUCAGCAUGACGCCAUGGGUAGCGGGAACAGGAGCGGGAACUAGGCUGACAGACUCCUCUGUUUCUGGUGCUAAGUAGUGUCACUGCCAGUUACUAUUACUACUGUCAUUAAUGUUUAAAUGCAUAUCAUUGCUGCAAGUUGUACAGUCACAUUUUAUGGUUUUGCAGUUCCUGCUUGUCGAUUUUUUUAUUAUCUGCAGUAUACAUUUAUUCCCUCAAUAUUUAAUCAUGUUCUUGUUUUUUUUUCCCAUUUCCAUGUCAUUUUAUUAACUGCGUUGUGUUGCCUACAUGCAAGAGGGAAUCUAUGUUCAACAGCAAUGCACAAAUAAAUGCUAGUAUGAAAAAAGG
This is a messenger RNA of Conger conger (European conger), 1624 nucleotides long. RefSeq names its product cyclin Q (gene ccnq). The record is from RefSeq and is a predicted model, not a curated record. The transcript has 5 exons. Gene Ontology annotation, biological process: regulation of transcription by RNA polymerase II. Gene Ontology annotation, molecular function: cyclin-dependent protein serine/threonine kinase regulator activity. Gene Ontology annotation, cellular component: nucleus. Lineage: Eukaryota; Metazoa; Chordata; Actinopteri; Anguilliformes; Congridae. The coding region runs from base 169 to 894 and encodes 241 amino acids.